CGCUCGAGCUUACAGUGUGGACCGCAACUUUCGCCACCGCAUCUCUCAUGACAGCGAAGGACAACAAGGCACAGCGAAGACAAACACACUGGGAAGCAGAGGGACACACAGCAGACUCUCACUGACUCGUAUUGUGAAAGGGAUUUACUGAGUGUGGCGCACCGUGUUUAAAAAAAGAAAAAAGAAAAAGAAGCGCACUGGCCACUUCCAUGCGCCCUUGACUUCAUUCUUUUUUUUAUUGAUAUUCACACCUUGUUUUCGGAUAUCUAAUUCCGGUGGGUCUGAAUAAAUAAUGUUAAAAAUGACAGAGGAGCAUGACAAGUGUGGCGGCGACCAGCCGUGCAGUCCAUCCGGCACAAACAGCUCCAUGUCUCAGGACGAGUCCGACUCAGACGCUCCGUCCUCGCCGACGGGCUCCGACGGCCAAGGAUCCUUGCUCACCGGUCUGGGCAAGAAACUGGACUGCGAGGAUGACGACCGGUUCCCGGCUUGCAUACGGGAAGCCGUUUCUCAGGUGCUCAAGGGAUACGACUGGUCCUUGGUGCCCAUGCCCGUGCGAGGGAGCGGAUCCAUGAAGAACAAACCCCACGUCAAAAGACCCAUGAAUGCGUUCAUGGUUUGGGCGCAGGCGGCACGCAGAAAGCUGGCGGAUCAAUAUCCGCACCUGCACAACGCCGAACUGAGCAAGACGCUGGGGAAACUGUGGCGCUUGCUCUCAGAGAGUGAAAAGAGGCCGUUUGUAGAUGAGGCAGAAAGGCUCCGCGUUCAGCACAAGAAAGAUCACCCGGACUACAAGUACCAGCCUCGGCGACGGAAGAAUGUGAAGCCAGGCCAGAGUGACUCAGAUUCGGGAGCAGAACUGGCACAUCACAUGUAUAAAGCUGAACCAGGGAUGGGAGGACUGGCAGGGAUGACAGAUGGACACCACCACCCUGAACAUGCAGGUCAGCCCCAUGGUCCCCCAACACCACCCACCACUCCCAAAACAGAUCUGCACCACGGUGUGAAACAGGAUCUGAAGCAUGAAGGCCGUCGUCUUGUUGACAGCAGCAGGCAAAACAUCGACUUCAGCAACGUGGACAUCUCCGAGCUUAGCACUGAUGUCAUCAGCAACAUGGAGACCUUUGAUGUGCAUGAGUUCGACCAGUACCUCCCGCUCAACGGCCACACCUCAGGCUCCUCCGCCCUGCCCUCAGACCACAGCCACGGGCAGGCUCCGGCGCCCGGCAGCUCUUACACUUCCUCAUACGGCCACACAGGUGCCAACGGAUCAGUGUGGAGUCGCAAAGGCCCCAUGUCCUCCUCCUCCACUUCCUCUGCCGGCGAGGUGGCCCAACAUCGACUCCAUAUUAAAACGGAGCAACUGAGCCCCAGCCACUACAGCGAGCACUCCCAUGGGUCGCCCUCACACUCCGAUUAUGGCUCCUUCAGUAGCCAAGCCUGCGUCACCUCGGCCACAUCGGCUGCUGCAGCCGCGGCCUCUUUCUCCAGCUCCCAGUGUGACUAUACUGACCUCCAGAGCUCCAACUAUUACAACCCUUACUCUGGCUACCCUUCUAGCCUCUACCAGUAUCCUUACUUCCACUCAUCCAGGCGGCCCUACACCAGCCCGAUCCUCAACAGUCUGUCCAUGGCUCCUGCCCACAGUCCCACUGCCUCCAGCUGGGACCAGCCCGUCUACACCACACUGUCUCGACCUUAGGGGUACGAGAAACAGUACAGCCCCCGGAGACUCAUUCAGACUCAUGCACUACUAAUGAAGGACGCACGGUGCGAGUGGAGGAGUGUGUGUAGAUGGUAGUAGGUUACCUGUGACGAUUUGAACGUGAAACAAACAAAAGAGAAAAAAAGUGCCUGCUGAUUUUAUACAAAGUUCUAGUGUUGCGAUGAAAACACACACGUAAGACUUUUUACAAAGACAAAUUGUGUUGUUGGUGAGCCAAAACUCCUCCAUGAGGACAUGUCGCCUACGCCUACAUCCCGUACAACCCCCCUCUUUCUAGUUUAAGAUUGCACGUAUGCGCACACUUGAGGUAAAGCAAAGGCCUGCCACUGAGCUGUGUAGGAGAGAAACAGUUUGGCCCAAUUUUGUUGUGAAGCAGAUGGAGAAGCAGAUACUUCUUCUUCUUCUUCUUCUUGUUUUCGGCUUCUCCCUUUAGGGGUCGCCACAGCGGAUCAUCUGCCUCCAUCUCCACCCUACCCCUUGUGUCCUCUUCAUGGAGAAGCAGAUACUUUGGAGAAUAUACACGGGACCAAUUAUGUAAAUUUGCAGAAAGAUUUACAUUAAUGACCAGAGCUAUAUCUCAGCACAUUUUGUCCAUUUGCAUUGGUGGAUCCGUCUUAACUAAAUGGCUCAUAUGAAUCUUAUCUUAAGGUCAUUUUGGCAUAAAAGUCUUAUAUGUAUUUAUGUUCAUGCGUUAUUGGUUUCUUAUUUUUUUUGUUUCUUUUCGUUUUUUUUUGUUUUUAAGUAGAUAAACACAUUUAAUGUGAGUUUGGUUAUUGACAGUACUGUUUUGGCUUGUGUUGAAAAACAAAGUAAAUGAAGUUAAGGUCAGUACAAUUUCAGUGCAUUUGACAUCAUUCCAUUAAAGACAAUUCCCUGUUCCAA
Messenger RNA from Solea senegalensis (Senegalese sole), 2608 nucleotides. Its product is annotated as transcription factor Sox-8. Bases 293 to 1702 code for a protein of 469 amino acids. Gene Ontology annotation, biological process: negative regulation of transcription by RNA polymerase II; neural crest cell development; morphogenesis of an epithelium. The transcript has 3 exons. Gene Ontology annotation, cellular component: nucleus. Gene Ontology annotation, molecular function: DNA-binding transcription factor activity, RNA polymerase II-specific; RNA polymerase II cis-regulatory region sequence-specific DNA binding. NCBI's taxonomy places the organism in Eukaryota, Metazoa, Chordata, Actinopteri, Pleuronectiformes, Soleidae. The record is from RefSeq and is a predicted model, not a curated record.